Chelonus insularis is the source of this 4247-nucleotide messenger RNA. RefSeq names its product probable G-protein coupled receptor 158. The record is from RefSeq and is a predicted model, not a curated record. Gene Ontology annotation, cellular component: membrane. The transcript has 12 exons. The coding region runs from base 581 to 4033 and encodes 1150 amino acids. NCBI's taxonomy places the organism in Eukaryota, Metazoa, Arthropoda, Insecta, Hymenoptera, Braconidae. Gene Ontology annotation, molecular function: G protein-coupled receptor activity. Gene Ontology annotation, biological process: G protein-coupled receptor signaling pathway.
CCAAGUGCAAGCUCAUUCUCGUGACUUGGUCCAAUUUUUUCAUUCGUAUAAAUAAAAUAUAUCAUAAAUGAUAAAAAAAAAAAAUUAUUUUUUAUGAUGGCAAUUGAUUUUAUUUUUAAUACAAAACACAAUUAAACUAAUUUUAUUAAAUUAAAAAUUUCAUUCUAUGCAAACUAUUUUUCAUCACUCUAAACAAUGCUCCAACUAUCAUGGCUAAUAAGCUGUAAUUUCUAUAUUGAAAAAAUUCAAGUGAAUGAUAAGAUUGACCGAAAGUGUAAGGAUAUUUUAAGAUGCCAAUAAAAUAAUAAAUUAUUGAAAUUAUUGAUACAUAGUUGAUGAUAAAAUCAAUGUGUAGAAACAUUACCCAAGUGUAACAUUCAUUACUGUGAUUUAUGGGCACAAAGUUGGAGUUUCAUUUGACACUUGUGCUAUUGUAGAUCUUUGUAGGUGUCUGCUAAGGAAUGAAAUGAAUUUACCAAGUAGUCCUAGAUCUUUUUCAAGGUCAUACAUGGCCUUGGAUAGUAGAAAAGAUAGUUAUGUGAGAAUAGUUUAAUCGAUUGUAGAGCUAGAAUAAUUAACUAUGAGUCUCCAACACUUUGCAAUACCCCUGACAAUUUUGUUGAGUGUCCUCAUAUUCGCAUUUGAGAAGACUUCAAUUGACAAACCUAAGGAGCUACUCCGUCAUCAACAGAUCCACAAACCUCUGUUCAUCGAUCGUCGAUUGACGACUCAAGAUGUUAAAUUUCCUGUGUCAAGAGUGUCUAUGAACGCACGAAGGUCGCAACAGUUGGAGGAGCAAAAAGAAUCAAGUGAUGGAGAACACUUUGUUGUAACGGAAACCAACGUUGAGAAGCUUCAGAUAAGGCAUGGAAGGUCACGCGGUCAUUUUGGCAGAUCAAAAAAAGUUGGAGAUACUAAAUUAAUUCAAUCGAUUUCUAAAGUAUUUUCUCAAACUCCAAGUUACAAAAUUUCUGCCAUACACGAUGAAGACAAGGUAGUAGUUGAUGACGAUGUUGACUCAAUUUACUCAAAACUAACUGGAGCAUAUAUCAACGAUACUAUUUAUGAAGAUAUAGAUUUCGAAGACUCGACACUCGCUAACUCGACUGCCAAUUUGUCGCGGAGUAUUUUACACUCAACUAACUUCGGCCACGUGACAAAUAAAGAGGAAAUAAAACGCCGUGGUAAUACCUUUCAACAGCUUUACAAAAUAACUGAUGGUAGAAAUAAAAAGCCAAAAUUUAUCAAAGUGGCAGAUGUUGGAGAGAACAUUACGAGGAAUGAGAAUAUUUAUGGAAUGGUAAUACACAGCCCUGUUGAUGAAAGAAAUUCAAAUGAGUUUGCUGAAAAGUCUACCCUAGAAGAUUACGGUUAUGGCGUGGAACAAAACAAGAAUUGGACUAAUGAAUUAGUUCAUGUGAACGACGACGAUGCUAACGAUAAAUCAAUUGCAGAUGGGACGACAAAAAAGCCAGAUAAGCAGAGUGUUCAAGUGGACAUUGUUACACGCUUCUUAAGAAUAAUAGAGAAUCAGCAUCUACUUGGUGAGAAUUGCACUGCUGGAACGGAUCUAAAUCUUGGCGAAGGCGUGGUGGAUCAGUACGCCCAGGAAAGGUUUAGACUGGAAGCAAACUUUGCUGUAAAUCGAGCCAAUAUGUUGACUAGAUUGUGGAAGUAUGCUCCAGAAGUAAUGCUUUCAUCAGAAUAUCUUCUUCAUGCCAGUGUGUUAUCGAUGGUGGAGUUUGAUGAAGAUAUAUUUGCAGCUGGAAAUUGUUACGAUAAAAUGCAAUACAGAGAUCGUUGGCUUUAUUGUCCAUUUGCUCAUCGUCUUCAAGAUCAAGAUGGUAUUCUUGUCAAGGACCUGGCUGUAGAGUAUAAAUACUUGAGUAACAGCAGUGAGUGGUUUUAUAUAGCCAGGAAAAAUGCUGAAAAGGUUAUCGCCAACAAUAACCAAUUUAGUCGGGGUUUUCAUAGCUACACCUUAAAUGAAAGCACUCAUUCGGAUCGCGUGGAGGAUGAAAUUUUAACAGUGAGAUAUGAAGAUGGUCGUUGGUCUAAACCUUAUUACGAUUGUGGUGGAGGAAACAUUUGGAUGCUCACUUACACAGUGCCAUUUUUUGGUUAUGCCAACGACACAUAUUUUUUCAAAGGAACUAGUGGAAUCGAUAUUGAUCUUCGAAGAGUAGACAUCGAUCAAUGUCCCUUACCACCUGGUUCAACUCAACUGAAUAUUUUUGCAGCAAGCGAUAAAUGCAAGAAGCGCACUACUGAGUGUGUAGCAAUUCCUGGCCUUGGAUUUCGACGUGGUAGCUAUCGAUGCGUUUGUAAACGGGGUUUUUAUUAUCCAGACACUAAGUCCACGGAACGAUAUUAUAAUGGAACCGUCGUUGAAGAAGAAUUUGAAAAGCUUAUGCUGGGUGAAACUAGCCAGUAUGCAGUUGAAGGAGUUUUUGAAUGUCUUCCUUGUGCAGAGGGCUGUGAAUAUUGUGAAAAUGGAUCCCCUUGUAUCGUCUAUCUGAAUUGGCUAAUGAGGACUGCGAUACUAAUUCUAGAAUGUUGUGUUAUAGCAUGUCUCCCAGUCGUAAUCCUUUUCACAUGGAAAUAUGGAAAUGUUAAGGUUGUCAAAGCUGCAAGCCCCGUUCUAUUGAGAGUCAUUGUACUUGGAGCAUUUUUUAUUUAUUGUACGACAAUUGUCAUGUAUCCACGUCCAAAUGUCGUGACGUGCACUGUACGAGUCUGGCUUCGGGAAAUUGGAUUUUCCCUUACCUACGGCGCUCUUAUGCUGAAAACUUGGAGAAUAUCUGUGAUAUUUCGUGUCAAAUCGGCCAAAGCAGUGAAAAUUACAGACAUGAAUUUGCUAAAACGACUUGGAAUAAUAGUCACGAUAUUCAGUGUGUUUCUUGGAAUCCGAACAAUCGUUGCACCACCGGUAGUAAUUGUUGGAAGAACUGCUGAUGACCUCAAGGCAUAUCUUUGCCGGACAGACUGGUGGGAUCAUAGUUUUACAACUCUUGAAGUCAUGUUUCUUAUAUGGGGAAUAAGGCUGUGCAUAGUGGUGAGAAAAGCUCCAUCGGAAUUUAAUGAAAGUCGUUUCAUCUCAAUGGCUAUCUACAAUGAGUUUCUAUUAUCAGUCUUCUUGAAUGUAUCCAUGCUUUUCCUCCAGUCACCUGCUAAUCCCGAUCUUCUCUAUAUCAUUUUCUUUUGUCAUACGCAGCUCACAGUAACGCCUCUAUUGGGGUUAAUAUUCGGUAGUAAGGCUUACGUUGUAUUUCGCGGUGGAGGCAAAGAAGAUGCAAUUGGAAAGCUGCCGGGAGCAACUGGUAAAUUUAUUGGAAAGACGUGUCGACCGCAAGCAUCUAGCAACCAGACAAACUCUAUUUCUUUGCAACAGGCCAAUUUCACCGAGGAAGGUGAUGGAGUUACGGAAGAAUUUCGUCGUUUAUACACUCAAUUAGAAAUGUUGCGAGAGAAGAAUAUGCGAUUAGGAAAUCGUCAUUUAGUUACUAAAAUAUCAGCAAUGCAAGAAGCAGCAAAUCGUGCUGAUACUAAUGUUCCAGCGAUUCAAAUUGUUUGGUCAACCCUUAAAAUAAAUGAGUUAUCUAGUUCUGCAAUAGUAGAGUCAAAAAUUGAAGAAAAGUCAAAAGCAGAAUCAUACAAAACGGAUAAUAAUGAAAAUGUAGAUGAAACAUUAUUAAAGAAUGAAUGUGAAUGUAUAAGUGGUGAAGAUGAAAGUAAUGAAAUUCCUUCAACUUCGAUAAAGCAGCUCGAAAACUCGGCUGACAAUAAGGAAACUUUGAGAAACAAAUGUGAGAAUAUUAAUCUUGCAACAGCAGAAUCGUCAUCGUCAUCAGCAGCAUCAUCCAACCCAAAUGUUCUAACCGCUACUGUAGAGAAUAAUGGUGAAGUAAUUACUGAAACAAAAGUAAAAGAUGGUAAAGAAAGAGAUAAAAAUAAAUCCGGUCACGCUCGUACGCAUGCAAUUGUCAUUAAUCUCGACGAUAAAAGUAGAUUUUCCGAGGAAGUUACAGUUUAAAUAGUAUAUACAUGAAAUAUGUCAGACUGCUUUGUUUUAUUGCGAAAUAUAACUUUAUUUUUACAGCUUAUUUUCAUUACUUGAAAACUGCUUCAUUUAACAUAGUCAUAAAAUUCUGCUAUAAUAAUUAUUAACUCGGGGCUUUCGUUUUCUACUGAAGUCUAUAAUUUUAUUGCAGAAAUAAAAAGAUAGAAAAUGACAACUGACUUACUGA